CACACGUACGGCACCGUUACUUGAGCCAUGAUGAGUUGGGCCGCUGAACAGCCCGCUUUGGAGAUCAAUGAGGCGGUCGGCAAACUGUUGCAGUCCUUCAACUAUGAAACUAUCGUGCCUCAACCUAACAAAGGUGGAGGUUGUAUUCGACGGCCACACGUCAAACGUCCUAUGAAUGCCUUCAUGGUGUUCGCACAAGCCAUGCGUAAGCGCCUAUCAGAGCAGAGACCAUCUUUACACAACGCCGAACUUAGCAAAUCACUUGGAUCUAUGUGGAAAAGUCUAAGCGAAGAAGAGAAGAUGCCAUUCAUAAAAGAAGCGGAAAAACUACGAAACAAACACAAAAAAGAUCACCCGGAAUACAAAUAUCAGCCGCGCCGCCGGAAACCACCCCCCACUUCCGCGCGGUUCAAAAGAGAGCCUUCGCCUGACAGGACCCAAAUAGACUUUUCUAGAAUAGAAAUGGACGGCGCACUUUUAGCAGACGGCCCACCAGAUGGAGCCGAAUUAGACCAAUAUUUAAAACCUGCACCGAUGCCUGAGUACCACGAGAUGCAACCGCGAUACACCCACACGUUAACACACGUUCCUCCCCUCUACACCCCCGUACCUCACUUACACCCCCCUUGCCCCGAAUGGCACAAUUAUCCAGGACAUCCAUAAUAGUGAAAUGGAAAUGGGUUUCAUAAGUUAGACAGUUAAUGAUAUAACGUAUAAAAAUGUGUAUUCAUAGCUAUUAUUAAACUGGAACAAAGAGUCAAAUAAAGUUUAGUAAAAUUACUAAACAUUAUCAAAUGAAAGUGAAUUAGAAACCUAUUAAAUGGCAUUAAAACUUUUAGUUGUUAUCUUUACAAAAACUUAUAAUAUAAUUAAUAUUGAAGCGGUUUAAUCCAAAAAAGUUUUUGUUAUUUAAAAUUAGGUCACAACGCAAAAGACUUUAGUACUGUUUUUUUGUCACCAUAUGGAUGUUAGAUGGGUCGUCACGCACGUGCGUAAUCGUAAGCAAAUAUUAGUUUUAGAAGUCUCCUAUUAAUGAUAAAGCUCAGUAAAAGUAAGAUAACCUAAUUUUCAAACUUACUUAUUGAUUUUCGAACUUCCGGAAGCCCCCAAUGAGGCAAGGGAAAGUUCAUAUCUGCAUAUCUUUUAUUUUCUUAAGAACUCCACGAACACGUCGGCCAUAUUUAGGCUAUUUUUUUAAUUGUUCACGUUUGGGAGCUACAUUCACUAAAUAGUUAUUGAAAAUGUUAAUAAGCAUUGAUGCUAUUGUUCUGCGUAAUUUUGUUUUUGAACGUUAAUUGUUCCAUUGUCUAAUAUUUCUGUCAUCUUAAGCAUAAAUCAUAAGUUUGUAAAUAGAUAUUGAUUACCUAUAAGUUAGUAUAUGUUCGUUAGUGAUAUGUAUUCUGUAGUUACGUAGAUACAUAUUUAUCUCCAAAGUAAAUUAGAUUCCUUUAUUAUAGUGCACUAAAAGAUUGCGCAACACUUUACAUUCACACGAAAAUUAAGAUAUUCCUACCUAUCACGUGUGUAUAUGUUAAUUAUGUUUCGAAUCUUCAUUGUUAUGUUAAAAUUACAUAUUCAUAUACCUACACAUACUCUUAACAAAGCCAAUUUGACAAUAUCCUUGCUUCUGUUUUAAUUCGUCCUUGUAAUUAAAAGUGUAGCCAUCUUUGUGAACUAAAUUAGUCUUAUAACACUGAUUUAACAAUAACCUAUAAAGAUUUGCUGCUAAUUGAUUGUAUAACAAAAGCACUUACCAGCUAAAACAAUGGAAUCAGUGAUAAGGAUUUUAUAAAUAAGGCUGUUAGUAAUUUAAUAUAUAAGUAAGAUACCUUAAACGGCUUGAUAAGUUAUUGUGAUUAUAAAGAAGAUAUCAUGUCAUUAAAUA
Molecule: messenger RNA, 1885 nt
Organism: Pieris brassicae (large cabbage white)
Lineage: Eukaryota; Metazoa; Arthropoda; Insecta; Lepidoptera; Pieridae
Product: transcription factor SOX-9-like
Exons: 3
Coding region: 28-663 (211 amino acids)
Biological process (GO): regulation of transcription by RNA polymerase II
Cellular component (GO): nucleus
Molecular function (GO): RNA polymerase II cis-regulatory region sequence-specific DNA binding; DNA-binding transcription factor activity, RNA polymerase II-specific
Source: RefSeq, a predicted model, not a curated record